Mizuhopecten yessoensis (Yesso scallop) is the source of this 2569-nucleotide messenger RNA. RefSeq lists its product as uncharacterized. Gene Ontology annotation, molecular function: enzyme regulator activity; calcium ion binding. The coding region runs from base 224 to 1768 and encodes 514 amino acids. NCBI's taxonomy places the organism in Eukaryota, Metazoa, Mollusca, Bivalvia, Pectinida, Pectinidae. The transcript is spliced from 12 exons. The record is from RefSeq and is a predicted model, not a curated record.
UGGUAGUCUAACAGAAUCGCUGAUAGUCAUCGUCGUAUUCUGCCACUGAAUCUCAUUCGCAGUGGCUGACAGGUAAAACAAGAUACCAAACACGUCAUGGUCAAGGCGUUUUCCAAUCAUACGUUCUGAAUUAUUAAUUCUUUCCUACAAACAUUCGAACGUUAAUAUAACGCGUUAUUCCGACUAGAAAAAACAGCUUGGAACAUACGCAUUCUCAACAACAAUGUCUGAUCAAUUGACAGAGGAGCAAAUUGCAGAGUUCAAAGAGGCAUUCAGUCUGUUUGACAAGGACUCUGACGGAAUCAUCACAACCAAAGAGUUGGGGACAGUGAUGAGGUCACUAGGGCAGAACCCGACAGAAGCUGAGGUACAGGACAUGAUCAACGAGGUGGACGAAGAUGAAAACGGCACAAUAGAUUUCCCAGAAUUCCUCGUAAUGAUGGCACGGAAGAUGAAAAAUACCGAAUCUAACGAAGAGAUUCGAGAGGCGUUCCGGGUAUUCGACAAGGACGGAAAUGGUUGCAUCAGCGCGGUGGAACUGCGUCAUGUGAUGACUAGCCUGGGCGAAAAGCUUACAGAUACGGAAGUAGACGACAUGAUCCGAGAAGCCGACAUAGAUGGAGACGGACAGGUUAAUUACGAAGAAAUCAAAGAGGCGUUCAGCCUGUUUGACAAAGAUGGCGACGGUACCAUAACAACCAAAGAGUUGGGGACAGUGAUGAGGUCACUAGGACAGAACCCGACAGAAGCUGAGUUACAGGACAUGAUCAACGAGGUGGACGCGGAUGGAAACGGUACAAUUGACUUUCCCGAAUUCCUCACAAUGAUGGCACGUAAGGCGAAAGAUCAAGAUAGCGAAGAGGAGCUGCGAGACGCGUUUAAAGUAUUUGAUAAAGAUGGAAAUGGAUUUAUCAGUGCUGCUGAAUUACGACACGUAAUGACAAAUUUAGGAGAAAAACUAACAGAUGAGGAAGUUGAUGAAAUGAUCCGAGAGGCUGACAUUGAUGGUGAUGGACAAGUCAAUUAUGAAGAAUUCAAAGAGGCCUUCAGCCUGUUUGACAAAGAUGGCGACGGUACCAUAACAACCAAAGAGUUGGGGACAGUGAUGAGGUCACUAGGACAGAACCCGACAGAAGCUGAGUUACAGGACAUGAUCAACGAGGUGGACGCGGAUGGAAACGGUACAAUUGACUUUCCCGAAUUCCUCACAAUGAUGGCACGUAAGAUGAAAGAUCAAGAUAGCGAAGAGGAGCUGAGAGAAGCGUUUAAAGUAUUUGAUAAAGAUGGAAAUGGAUUUAUCAGUGCUGCUGAAUUACGACACGAAAACACACUGACAGAGGAACAGAUCGACGAGUGUAAAGAAGCAUUUAGCCUGUUCGACAAAUGUGAUGAAGGCACCAUAGCAACCAAAGACAUAGGGAGAGUGAUGAGGGCACUGGGACAGAACCCGUCAGAAACACAACUACAGGACAUAAUUAACGAAGUGGACAAGGAUGGAAAAGCUACAAUUGACUUUCCCGACUUCUUUACAAUUAUGGCUCGUACGGUUAAGCACGCCAAUAAAGAAGAAGAGUUGCAAGAGGCGUUUAAAGUAUUGGAUAAAGAUGGGACUGGCUUGAUCAGUGCAGCUGUAUUACGACACGCAAUGGGAAAUUUAGGAGAAAAGCUAACAAAUGAGGAAGUCGAUGAGAUGAUCCAAGAGGCUAACAUUGAUAGUGAAGGCCAACUCAGCUAUGAAGAGUUUUCGGCAAAAAUGCUGGCACUGUAGAACCAACAGUAAUGCCGCCUUCCAAAAUUCAUCUUGUCACCAAUCAGCUUCUGUUGUUAACGUCAAAUCCUUCAUUUGCACAUAACUACUUAAUCCGGCGUUGAAAAAAGUGAACAAAAUACCACAGUCUGCACAAAGACGACUUUAAUUGUAUGAAACUCGCCUAUAAUCUUUAUCAGCCUGUAUCUCCUAAAACUUUGUGUUGAAAGUAGGCCCACAUGUAGUCAACAUUGAGUACGGAAUCCUGAUAUCUGCAACAAAUAGUUGAAGACCGAGGUAACUGCGUGAUUAAUCAUCGUAGUUGGAAAGUAACGAUAUAACUGUCAAGAAAAGGGAAGUUCGCAAUCGGAAAAUCGAACUUGUCACGCUAAUCGUACUUUGAAAUAGUAAUCUGUCCCUGUUGGUCUUGCGUCAGUAAGAAUCGAGGAAAACUGUUAUUACAGUCGACGUGGUCAAUAUAUUCUAUAAUGUUUUAAAGUGAACUCAUCGUUGAUAAAAGCGGAACUGAAGGACUUUAAAAUGUUUUGUUAGCAGUCAAACGGAGCAGUAUACAGUUUGUUUUCAUAAAAAAAAUAACCGCCUGCCAAAAACUCUUGCCACCGAAUUCAACAAAGAUACUGUCAAGUACAGAUAAUUUUCCCAAUUUAAUCAUCAACAUGUUUAACACUGAUUUGUUAUGUUGUUUUCAUAGCCUAUGACCAAAAUUAUCUACAGCCGUUUAUUGUAAACGUGGUACACUUUUCGUGGAAGGGAUGUAUGUAUGAAUUUUAAUUGAUAUUUUGAUGAAAUGCAAUUGUUUUC